This is a messenger RNA of Ambispora gerdemannii, 408 nucleotides long. The record is from the annotation of a GenBank genome assembly. NCBI's taxonomy places the organism in Eukaryota, Fungi, Glomeromycota, Glomeromycetes, Archaeosporales, Ambisporaceae.
AUGAAAAAUAUUGUUUUAAUAAUUAUUGUAAUAUUCAUCAAUUUCGCUUUUGUUACGGCAUCCCUGAAUUGGGAAAGAGACGAAUUAGACGAAUUACCUGAUUUGAGGAAUCGUUAUGUUAACAAAAUAUACACCAGAAACUCAUCUUUGGAAGCAAGGGCUAAAUCCAGUCGCCGUUGCGAAACAGCCGGAUAUUACUUAUGUCCAGAUAAAUCGGGAUGUUGUCCGAACGGCGAAGAGUGCAUAAAAGACGGCUCCUCUUACGUAUGUAACGGUAACUGUACCGUCAGUUCUGUAGAUUGUGGAGACGGUUAUUGCUGUAAGGCGGGUCAAGUUUGCGUUGGCUAUGGUAGCAGUGGUUAUUGUAAAACUCAAAAGAAAUCAUCUGGUUCAACCAUCAGUCCAGCC